This is a messenger RNA of Dipodomys spectabilis (banner-tailed kangaroo rat), 1093 nucleotides long. It is a transcript of the gene Dgcr6l, whose product is annotated as DiGeorge syndrome critical region gene 6 like. The coding region runs from base 60 to 656 and encodes 198 amino acids. The transcript is spliced from 5 exons. Lineage: Eukaryota; Metazoa; Chordata; Mammalia; Rodentia; Heteromyidae. The record is from RefSeq and is a predicted model, not a curated record.
CUGACGUGAGGGGGCUGGGCCCGCGCCUCCGUGGGGAGCGGCUGGCGGACGCCGGCGCCAUGGAGCGCUACGCCAGCGCCUUAGAGGAGUCCACGGACGGAACCCGGCAGCAGGAGCGGCACUACCAGCUGCUGUCGGCACUGCAGAGCCUGGUCAAGGAACUGCCCAGUUCAUUCCAGCAGCGCCUGUCCUACACCACGCUCAGCGACCUGGCCCUGGCGCUCCUUGACGGGACCGUGUUCGAGAUCGUGCAGGGGCUGCUGGAAAUCCAGCACCUCACGGAGAAGAGCCUGUACAACCAGCGCCUGCGACUGCAGAACGAGCACCGAGUGCUCAGGCAGGCAAUGCGACAGAAACAUCUGGAAGCCCAGCAAUCCUGCCGGCCCCACAACCUGCCUGUGCUCCAGGCAGCUCAGCAGCGAGAACUGGAGGCAGUGGAGCAUCGGAUCCGAGAGGAGCAGCAGGCCAUGGACCGGAAGAUUGUCCUGGAGCUGGACCGGAAAGUAGCUGAUCAGCAGAGCACAUUGGAGAAGGCAGGGGUAGCUGGCUUCUAUGUGACCACCAACCCUCAGGAGCUGACACUGCAGAUGAACCUGUUGGAACUCAUCCGGAAACUGCAGCAGAGGGGUUGUCAGACGGGGAAGGCAGUUCUGUGACCAGGUAGAGUCCCUGCUGGCCACCAUUGCCAGUAUGGCUAGGAAUACAGCCUUGCCCACUGUCACCAGAAAGCCAAGCAGAGCUUGUCUUCCUGAAUUUCAGUCACUGACUUCUCAGCACCCAGCAGUAGGCACCUGAGGAAAGGCUAGGUGGCCUCUGGUUUUAAGUUUUGUUUUGUUUUGCUUAAGCACUGGGACUAUACCAUAAAGAAAAGUGAGGCCCAGCCUAGCAGCUGACUGACUGCUUAAAGGCCAGGUGGAAAGCUGGACUGUUGGCUAGCAUCUUGUACUCUGGGCAUCUCCCAACCUCCCCUAAGCUCCAGGCCCUGGGCUUCUUCUGAUCUCGGCCCCUGUCUUGAGAAUUGUGGCCCCCAAGUGGGAGAAGCUGCAAGGUUCAGGUCCUGUGUGUCCCUGAGAAAUAAAGAUAGCUACUUGUA